Loa loa (African eye worm) is the source of this 188-nucleotide messenger RNA. RefSeq lists its product as hypothetical. Gene Ontology annotation, molecular function: structural constituent of chromatin; protein heterodimerization activity; DNA binding. The record is from RefSeq and is a predicted model, not a curated record. The transcript has a single exon. Lineage: Eukaryota; Metazoa; Nematoda; Chromadorea; Rhabditida; Onchocercidae. Gene Ontology annotation, cellular component: nucleosome. The annotation marks the transcript as partial.
GGAACUACGCUGAUCGGAUUGGUGCUGGUGCUCCGGUGUAUCUUGCAGCAGUGCUAGAAUACUUAGCUGCUGAAGUUUUGCAACUGGCUGGAAAUGCGGCACGCGACAACAAUAAGAGCCGAAUCAAUCCCCGACAUUUGCAAUUAGCUAUACGGAACGACGAUGAACUGAGUGUGCUUCUUUCCGAU